Molecule: messenger RNA, 1059 nt
Organism: Symbiodinium natans
Lineage: Eukaryota; Dinophyceae; Suessiales; Symbiodiniaceae
Source: the annotation of a GenBank genome assembly
AUGGCCGUGGUUUCGCCAUUUGCGGAUGAGACGCCAAAGUCCAUCACCCGCUUUAUCACGGUCUCGCUGCUUCUAUACGCCGUCGCCGUCCUGAUUCUUCUGAACUGGAAGACAGCUUGGGACCACCAGCUCCUGCCCCUUUACGUGCUCCAAGGGAUCAUGUUCAUCACCGCGGCCGGCGCCAUGCUCGGAGGAAUGGCCUUCAACUUCAGAGUGUGGAGCUUCAUACUCGGGCAGAACUGCUGCCUGGGCCUCUGCGCAACUGCUGGCUGCUUCCUUCCGGGCGCCUUCAUAUUGUUCUAUGCAAUUGGCACGGCUUCUCCAGUUCUGUUCGAGUGGGAGUUUAUGGAGAUUGAGCCGAUCCAUUAUGUCGACCUUUGCAGCACAGCGGAGUGGAAAGACUUCAAGGGGGGCAUCUACUUCGAAGGCGGCGCCCUCACCCAAGAUGACAGCAUGCCUCCCGUGAUUAAGCUCGACAUCCAGCAGUGCAUCUGGGUCGAGCCCAACAACCCAGAUGUCAGGUCAGGCUACUGGACGCCUUGCUUUGCUCGACUUCGGCCAGUCUUCACUUGCGACCCCCGACUGUCGAAAACCUGUACCAAUCCUCGCGCAUGCGCCUGGGCGAUCACGGCAUCGGAGGCCUCGGAACAAUCGGAACCCGACCCUCCGAAAGCCCCGGACUGCGGCACACCCGGCGUAUGUGGGAUGGUGUAUCGCAUGAACUUCUUCAUGCCCUUCAUGUCGGCCAACAGCACGAGCAUGAAGACCUUUCAUCAGCUACUGGAAACAUUAGGGAGACGAUUCCCGGGAAGCCUGACAGCCGAUAGCCCUUUGCUUAUCUUAGCCAACCCGGCCGAGCUAAAGAGAGCGGGUGGAGAAGCUGUAGAGAGGUUCUACAAGCUGCUAAUCGUGUACGUGCCGCUGGGUGCAGUUUUGGGUCUUCUGGUAGCUGCGGCCCGGGCCAUGGCAAGCUGGCAGACAAGCGAAUCCACGCAGACGGAUACCGCUGACGACUCCGUGACACCCGGCAGCCCAACCCUCAAAAACCAUAGCGACUGA